Messenger RNA from Dothidotthia symphoricarpi CBS 119687, 1448 nucleotides. Its product is annotated as CDC50 family protein-like protein. The transcript has 5 exons. The record is from RefSeq and is a predicted model, not a curated record. NCBI's taxonomy places the organism in Eukaryota, Fungi, Ascomycota, Dothideomycetes, Pleosporales, Dothidotthiaceae. The coding region runs from base 36 to 1310 and encodes 424 amino acids. Gene Ontology annotation, cellular component: endoplasmic reticulum; plasma membrane; Golgi apparatus.
CUCGACGCGGAAGUGCGCGGAACCCGAUCGCCAGCAUGUCGCAAACACAGCAGGUGCAGCACACCGACUCGAUCAACAGCCAGAACCCGGCCCACGACGACGCGAAGAAGACCAAGAGCAAGCGGCCGCCGAACACGGCGUUCCGGCAGCAGCGACUGAAGGCAUGGCAGCCCAUCCUCACGCCCAAGACGGUGCUCCCGCUGUUCUUCGUCGUCGGCGUCAUCUUCGCGCCCAUCGGCGGCCUGCUGCUCUGGGCAAACUCGCUGGUGCAGGAGCUCUCCAUCGACUACACCAAAUGCGCCUCGUCGUCGCCCUCGGUCCGCGUCGACUUUGACGCCUCGCAGCCAAACGACCUCGAGAACAUCCCCUCCAGCCGCGUCUCGGCCACGUUCAAGACGGCCAUGACCUCGGACCCCCAGUGGGGCCACGGCUUCGAGACGUACACGUGGCCGCUGACGGGCGUCGAGCAGAACACGACCGUGUGCAUCCUGAGCUUCACCAUCCCCAACGAGAUCAAGCCGCCCAUCCUCUUCUACUACCGCCUCACAAACUUCUACCAGAACCACCGUCGCUACGUCAAGUCGGUCGACAUCCAGCAGCUCAAGGGCACCGCACGCACAAACUCCGACCUCAACGACGGCGACUGCGAUCCCCUCGCCCUCGCCCCCGAUGGCCGUCCCUACUACCCGUGCGGCCUCAUCGCAAACUCCAUGUUCAACGACACCUUUGGCAACCUGACUGUUGCAAACCCCCAGCAGAACGGGGACCAGGACUCGGCCAAGUUCUACAACAUGACCGCCGCCGGCAUCUCCUGGAGUCACGAGGGGGACCUGUACAAGAAGUCGGCCUACAAGCCCGCCGACGUUGUGCCCCCGCCCAAUUGGCAGAGCCAGUACCCCGACGAUGGCUACAACACUGUCGGUCUUCCCGACCUGCACACAUGGGAGGCCUUCCAAGUCUGGAUGAGGACUGCCGGCCUGCCCACCUUUAGCAAAUUGGCCCAACGGAACGACGAUACGCCCCUGACCAUUGGCACCUACCGCUUGAAGAUCUACGACCGUUUUGAGGUCGAGCAGUACAGCGGCACAAAGUCGAUUCUGAUCUCUACCCGCACUGUCAUGGGCGGCAAGAACCCCUUCCUCGGCAUCGCAUACGUCGUCGUUGGCGGUGUCUGUAUCCUGCUGGGUGCUGGGUUUCUCGCCACCCAUCUCAUCAAGCCAAGAAAACUCGGUGAUCACACCUACCUCACUUGGAACAACGACCAACCCAGCACGGCAACAACCACUGGUCGCAAUGUUGGUGGUGCAUAAACGAAACUCGCAGGAUAUUGCUCUAUAUAAUUGAGGCGUUGAUUUUGCUUCCUUGCUUCGGUUCUUUGCGCUUAGAUCAUGAUUAUAGCCUUACACUUGAUAUUGUACGUUUAUCAUGUGGUGUGGCUGGUGAGGAGU